AUGUCAUAUCAGAACCCUCCGCCCCUCAGCCCCGGCGGCGGGGCUGGCGGUGCACCCUCGAAACGCGACAAGCGCCGCACUGCGCUCCAGGAACGGCUCCAGGAACUGACGGGUCAGUUCAGCAAUAACCGGGACAUCCAGUUUCGUCAGCAGCUGCACGCACUCCAGUGUGAUAUGACACUGAUCAACAAUGCUGAUCCCUACGUGACUGGACCGCUCCCGGACUCCGCGGAGAGCAUUGCGUCGCUGAUUGAGGAGACUGUUGGUGGCGGCAGCAAGUUUGCGAAGGAGAUGGCUGGCCUCGCUGGAUCCUGGUAUUCCAGGUUCGUGCAGCAGGUUAAUGAGAUCAAGGAAAAGAGAGACGCGGAGUUGGUCACGGCUAUGAACAACUACAACAACACCAUGGAAAGACUACAGCGGGAGCGUGACUUCCGCACUUACUUCGCACAAGAAGAAUUCCGCCAUCUAUCUUCCACCCUCCGAGAGCGAUUGAUGCAGAAUAUCUCGGGCAAGCGCGCCCGUCUGAUGCGUGAAAAGGAACAGCUCGACAUUGCCGACACUAAUGCCCUGCUCCUCCACCCCAAUCAGUUUAGCAUCACAAACCCGGCCAGCCCUGGUGGGAUCCACAGCAACCGCAAGACCCGGCACACCCGUCACCGCGUUGAUCUCGACGAGCUGGGCAACGGCGUUAUCUCGGAUUUGAAUAAGCGCAAGCGGAAGGCUCCGGAAGACGACACUGGGUCCCCUGCACGGGACACAGGCGAUGCUACUCCCGCGAAGCGCAACAAGGCCGAGGUCACAAAGGAGCAGGUGGCACCUUCAUACUCGAUCCACUCCCUUUUCACCGAUAAGGAACUCAAUGCACACGUCAACCAGGCACACCUAGCGACUGUCCACUUCUUCUCUACCUCCAGACGCCCAGACCACGGAUCCGGCGCGGUGACGAACGGUAACAAUACCGAUGCCGAGGAUACCCCCGAGGGCACAGGCCAUGAAGAUAACGGCACCCCGAGUGCAGCCGAUAUGAUGCGCACCGCAAGUCACAACUUCCACGCUACCCGAUCUACCCGCACCACCGCCGCGCACAGUGCUCUGAGCGCUCUGGCCGACCUUGCCGAUAAGCCCGCCACCCGUCCGAUCCUCCCAUACCACGUUCUCUCCAACCACCACGCGCGACCCAACGGCAACGCGCCCCCAUUAACCGCCCUUAUGAACGAGGAAGUCGACGACGACUGCGCUCGCAUCGGCCGUCUCGCCAGCAAACCACCCAAUUGGAUCGAUACAUCUUUAGUCGAACUCGUGGCUGCACCUCUUCCUUCUCCCGCAGAGCCGGUCGAUGGCCACCCGGCCGAUCCCGCUAUCUUCAGCCAGCUGCACCCGGAUUUCUCGCCCGCCAUGGGUAUCGACUGGACUCCCACCGCCCACCACCCCGGCCUCGAGAUGUUCCAGCCUGCAGCUAUGGAGCGCGAGCGCAGUCGCAAGCGUACCCGCAAUCACUGA
Penicillium vulpinum is the source of this 1500-nucleotide messenger RNA. Its product is annotated as Sds3 domain-containing protein. Gene Ontology annotation, cellular component: Sin3-type complex. The record is from RefSeq and is a predicted model, not a curated record. The transcript has 2 exons. Lineage: Eukaryota; Fungi; Ascomycota; Eurotiomycetes; Eurotiales; Aspergillaceae. Gene Ontology annotation, molecular function: histone deacetylase binding. Bases 1 to 1500 code for a protein of 499 amino acids. Gene Ontology annotation, biological process: negative regulation of transcription by RNA polymerase II.